Molecule: messenger RNA, 305 nt
Organism: Didymodactylos carnosus
Lineage: Eukaryota; Metazoa; Rotifera; Eurotatoria; Philodinida; Philodinidae
Source: the annotation of a GenBank genome assembly
AUGUCUAAAGGAGUUGGGUCGGCACCUUACUCAUCGCGUUAUGAUUAUAUUGAAAAAUUAAUUAUUAAUUCACAAAAAAUAUCAAUUGAAUUAGAUGAACAAUGUAUUAGUGCUAGUGAAUUAUUAUAUAAAAUACAAUGUUUAUCAUUGUAUUUAUUAAAUGAGUGUGAUGAUAUGAUGAAACAAAUGCAUAAUACAAUUAUUUAUCAAUGUGUUGAAAGAUCAAUUGAAAUGAUAAUUGGAAUGUUUACAAUAUUUACUUGUGGUCUUGUCUACUCUGCACUAAAUCCUCAGGAUACAGAUCA